Messenger RNA from Microcebus murinus (gray mouse lemur), 911 nucleotides. RefSeq names its product ORMDL sphingolipid biosynthesis regulator 2 (gene ORMDL2). Gene Ontology annotation, cellular component: endoplasmic reticulum membrane. The record is from RefSeq and is a predicted model, not a curated record. NCBI's taxonomy places the organism in Eukaryota, Metazoa, Chordata, Mammalia, Primates, Cheirogaleidae.
AGAUGGAUAGGCUUCUUCCUGGAGACCACAGGUGUGGAAUCGAGAGUCGCGCCCCUAGCCGAACGGGCUUCUGAAGCUGGCAGGAUGAAUGUGGGGGUGGCACACAGCGAAGUAAACCCCAACACUCGAGUGAUGAAUAGCCGGGGCAUCUGGCUGGCCUACAUCAUCUUGGUAGGACUGCUGCAUGUGGUUCUACUCAGCAUCCCCUUCUUCAGCAUUCCUGUUGUCUGGACUCUGACCAACGUCAUCCAUAACUUGGCAAUGUAUGUCUUCCUACAUACGGUGAAAGGGACACCUUUUGAAACCCCUGACCAAGGAAAGGCUCGGCUACUGACACACUGGGAGCAGAUGGACUAUGGGCUCCAGUUUACCUCUUCCCGCAAGUUCCUCAGCAUCUCUCCUAUUGUGCUCUACCUCCUGGCCAGCUUCUACACCAAGUAUGAUGCUGCCCACUUCCUCAUCAACACAGCCUCAUUGCUCAGUGUACUGCUGCCUAAGUUGCCCCAAUUCCAUGGGGUUCGUGUCUUUGGCAUCAACAAAUACUGAGGGAUGGGGCUGGGGAUAGCUCCAUGGACAUGGGGAAAGCAUUGGAACAAGGGGCUAUAAUAUCCUUCCCUUCUUCUCCAUACUUUCUUCUAUAUCUUGAUAGCCUGAGAACUAUACAACUUUUCUCAAGCUCCCAGAAAGAGAAGAGAUUGGAAAAUGGGGCUCUUGGCCCAGUCCUAGUAGGGGCAAGUUUCUUUCAAUCAGGAAAGGCAAAUGAGAUAAGGGCCAAAUCAUUGUCUUCUGUAGCAGGAAGCCAUGUUUGGGGCAGCUUGUUUGGUGAUUACAUUUUUCCUUAUCUUCUAUCCCUACCACCUUCUAGCUUUGUUUUGGUGUUUAUUUUCCUUAUAAUAAAGAAAAUUGUUUCA